GCGUCUGCGAGCGUCGCUGAACCCUGGCUCGUCUUUAGCCGCGGCGGCUAACAAGCAGUAGCCACGAAAAUAUGCACUCGGUCCGCGGAAACUAUGGUUUUAACUGUGUUACCCUGCUUUUAUCAACGGAAACAUGACAGCCGGAUUAACUGAAGUCCGCGGCUUGGAGGAUAUUCGCUGUGAGAGUUUGGAGCGGGGAGGCAGGAGCCGGAGAGCCGGCGGAGCUGGAGCCGGUGGAGCCGGGGAGCUGCAGCCCAGAGCCGGGCACCAGAGCCGGAGACCUGCCGGGGGGAGGACGCUGCUGGAAACACAGAAAUACACCCUCUGAUGGGCUCAUGCACUCUUUAACCUUAGCUUUUAUUACCUUUUCUUAACGCUACACCAAAUUGAAAAUAAGCUUCUUACUUGCUAAGCUUGGAUUUAUCAGGAGGACCUGGAAGAACCAGUAUUCAUGAGCAGGAGUCAGGACUCUUUGGACUGGUGUUUUUAAGGGUGUGAGAGGGGUUUGGACCCCCUGAAGGAGUAUUGGUCGUUGGGUAAAGGUGUGGACCCCCUGCUGACUUUAUUACCUGGUUAAAACUUAACUGAAUGUGCCCUGAUUGCUUGAUUAUUGUGGUCCAGAUGGGAACCAGCAACCUCCUCACCCUGCUGGGCAGAGAGGGAGCUCCGGGCUGAUCUACCCUCACACCAGGAAGAGAGAGGGUUUCUCAUCCUCAACUACUAACUAAGUUAUCGUUUUUUUUUUAACUCUUUUUAUUGGCUUUUUCUUUUAAACAUAAACAGACAUUCAGCAAUUUACAAGACACUUCAAUUCAAAAGAAAGAAAGAAAAACAUCUAUAGGCCUACAGACUCAGACAGUUCAGGGCUUUUCUCACCUUGAUGGGCUAAAAGAGUUUAACUAGAUAUUGCAGGCCUGAUCUGGAGAUGUAUACCGGAAAGUGGGAGAGUUAAACCUAAACCAUACAUGGUUUGCAGGUACUCUCAAAGUUAUCUGGGGAGCCUCGCAACACAAAUCUCAAGGUGCUGCCUCACACCUCUCAGCCUCUGAGGUGACACAUUUGGUUAUUUUGAGUUUAUUUCCAGAGAUAUUCUCGUUCUCCUCUCCCGCUAUAUCCAAAGAUAGCUAUCAGAGGACCCGGCUGAAUCACUAAGUUAUCGUUUUUAUUACUAUUUGAGUCGUCUGGAGGGAAGGAUGGAGUCGGGGGCCAGGACCAGCCCGGGGGAGCCGCUGCUCCACCCGCUGUCCCACCCCGCGGCCCCGGGCAUCUGCCCCGACAUGCUGGGGGUGGCGGAGGAGGCCAACCGGGCCGGGGACUUCAGCCUGGCCGUGGAGAUCUACAGCUGCCAGCUGGCCGGCCUGCAGCAGCCGGACCGGGGCCUGUGCCUGCGCAGGGCCGACUCCCUGGCCCGGGCAGGCCGGAUCUCCGAGGCCCUGGACUCGUACUGCCUGGCGGCCGGGCUGGGCUCGCUGCGGCCCGGGGAGCUGCCCGCCCUGGUGGACGGCAUCGCCCGGACCCUGAGGGACAAGGAGCUGGGCAUCCCCGCCGGGGGGGUGCCCCCAGGGGCAGGCGAGGAGGAAGAGGACGGGGGCAGCCUGGACCUGUUCUCCUGCCACCUGUGCAGGGCUCUGCUCCACGAACCCACCACCGUGGACUGCGGACACACUUUCUGCAGGCGCUGCCUGGAGGACGAGCCCGGGAAAGACUGUGCUCAAUGUAGACAGAAGCUGGCCACUAAAGACAGACUGCUGCUGAACGGCCGCAGGGUCAACGUGGUGCUCAGCGGCCUGCUGGAUAAACUGUUUGCCACUGAGAGUAAAGCCAGGAAAUGUUGGGUCGAAGGGGAAAGUUUAUGGAAGAAGCAGAACCUCUUGGAUGCCUUGGAAAAAUACAACGCAGCUGUGGAUCUAGCGCCCUCUGCUGUCAAGCUGCUGUGCCAGCGAGCUGAGCUGCAAACGGAGAUGGGCAACUUUAGUCAAGCGGUGCAGGAUGCCAACAACAUCUGUAGAUUAAAACCUCUGUGGACAAAGGCUCACCAUGUGAGAGCCACGGCGCUGAGUAAAGCCGGCCGGAACGACGAGGCCUUGCAGGAAUACCUCCUGUGUGCGGCGCUGAAACCCGAGUGGACCAAAGUGAAACUAGAGGCUCAGAAGGUCCUCAGCGAGCUGUUCUCGUCCGUGUUUGAGAACGAGGACAUGCCUACGCCGCUGCAUCCUCUGCAGGGCGGGCUGGCGACGCGGCUCAUCAAACCCCCGGCGCUGCUCAUGUCCCUGCGGCCGCUGACGCAGAAACCCGGCUGCUCCCUGCAGGACUCGGAGUUCAGUGUGUGUAAAAGUGCUCCAGCGGAUGACUCCUCUUCCAGACUCUGUCCUCCGUCUCCUGGUAAAGCGGACUCCUCUGCAGGAGAAGGCAGCUCCAAGAGUCUUGCUGAUGUGCUGGCUGCGCUGCCAGCGCCCCCCGGUGGCCUUAAGAGGAAACACAGCAGUGAGGAUCCUUCAGCAGCCUUCACCUCUCCCUCUAAACUCCUCAGACCUGAUGAGGCGAAUACUAUUCAGACACUUGCAGUGUGUGGAGGGAGGACGGUUCCUGCUGAACUGCUGGACAGUGGAGACAUGGAGUGCUCACUCUGCAUGAGGUUGUUCUACGAGCCCGUGACAACUCCCUGUGGACACACCUUCUGCCUCAAAUGUCUGGAGCGCUGCCUGGACCACAAUCCCAACUGCCCUCUGUGCAAGGAGAAUCUGGCUGAGUAUCUCGCUACGAGGGGUUACAAUAAGACCCUUCUCAUGGAGGAAGUCCUGCAGCGUUACCUUGGAGACGAGUUGGCAGAACGGAAGAAAAUCCACGAAGAAGAGAUGAAAGAACUGUCCAACUUGAACCAGGAAGUGCCCAUCUUCGUGUGCACCAUGGCCUUCCCCACCAUCCCCUGCCCGCUGCACGUCUUUGAGCCGCGCUACCGCCUCAUGAUCCGCCGCUCCAUGGAGACGGGGACUAAGCAGUUUGGAAUGUGCAUCGCCGACGACCUCAAAGGCUUUGCCGACUAUGGCUGCAUGCUGCAGGUGCGGGAUGUGAAGUUCUUUCCUGACGGCCGCUCGGUGGUCGACACCAUCGGCGUGUCCCGCUUCAAGGUGGUCAGCCACGGCCAGAGAGACGGCUACAACACCGCCAAGAUCGAGUACCUGGAGGACAAGAAGGCCUUCGGGGAGGAGCUGACGGAUCUCCUGAAGCUGCACGACUCGGUGUACGAGCAGGCCAGCAGCUGGUUCACCUCACUCAAGGACAACAUGAAGAGUCAGAUACUCAGCCACUUCGGACAUCUUCCCAGCAAAGACCCAGACCCACAGGCCAGUCCGAGCGGGCCCCCCUGGUGCUGGUGGCUGCUGGCCGUCCUGCCGCUGGAGAACCGAGCCCAGCUCACCAUCCUAGCCAUGACCUCCCUCAAGGACCGCCUCAUCGCCAUCCGACGGGUCCUCAUCUUCGUCACGCGCAAGAGGCCCCGGUGAUGGUCCGGCUGCUCCUCACAGCUGCUGAGGCAUCUAUGCAGUUCAGAAACAUGUGGCUUCACUCUGUCACUCAGCUUAUUUAUACCUGACGUUUACUCAUCCUUUCACUCCACCACUCCUCGGGGAGCCCGCUCUCAGACGUGAAGGGUUUUUCUUCCCCGUGACACGUAGCCGUCUCAAGCACAUCUCCCUCGUGAAAGCACCGGGCGGUCGGAGUGCUGGCGUGAAAGCAUUCCUGUGGCUGAGAGGGAUCUCAGCUUUCCUUUUCAGUUGAUCUUUAGGUGAAAAACAGUCACUUUAAGGAGGAUUGUGGGACUUUUAUCAUGAAGGAGCAAACGCCUGUCGCCACAAACGCGUUGUGAGCGGAGCUACAUGAAGUACAACCCUCGGCAGUAUUGGACAGACGACCUGCCUCCGAGCUGUUUCACGGACACACAAACCAACCCGCAGAAAUGGGAAGCCAACGUAAAACACUUAGAUCACACAACCGAAUGUACCGGUCUGGUUGUAUGUGGAUGUUCUUUUCUUUUUUUCUUUUUCCUCUCUCUUUUUCUGUUUCCUCACCCAGCCUUACUCUCUGUGCAAAAGCAGCCUGUGAGGUCCACGCGAGCCCCGUCUCCUGCACCAGCAGCUGCCGCCUGUCUUUAUAUCUUCCUAACUGAGCCAAACGUCGCCCAGCAGUUGGCUUAUACCUCAGAUUGUCUGAAAGAACGUAGCCGGUGUCAGGAUUUAGACUAUGCCCCGUGCUAACGCUACAAACCACAGCCCGCACUGUGUGAGAACAAAUGCAAACUCCACAGCAAGCUGCUCCACUUGUUUAAAAGAAAAAAAAACAGAUUUCAAAUAGAAAGUACGACUCGGCAGAAGCUGGGUCAUCACACAAAUUCUUAUCGCUUUAAUUCAGUCAGAAAAGCUUCUUCCCAGGUAUCGCUGAUGUGGAACUUUUAUGUCCUCCGGUAGCAUAUCUCUGGGAUUUAAAUACAGAUGUACUUUUAGACAUUUAUAGAGUAUUUUUCUUCUUAUCAUCUAUGACUGUAUGUGUAUGGUGAAAUGUUAAAUUGAGCGAUGUCUGUGUAUAUCAAUGUAACUCUGAGGCCUUUUUUUAAUUUAAGGAACAUUUCAAAUGGGUUUCCUCUCUUUUUCUCUUCCUUCUUCCUUUUCACUGUCAGUACAUUAAAAUGCACACUUUAAUGCAAUUAAUGUGCAGUUUUUUUUAAGCCCUGUUUCCUUAUUAUUAUUAUUUUAAUUGAUUAAAGAUGCUGAAGAACACGUCAUGUUCUUUUCAUUCUUUGACUAAAUUAAAACUUGAGUAGAAAUUAAAAUUGGGUAGUAACAUUUAAUGCUAUUCAAAAGUAUUGACCAUUUAUCUUCGCACCUUUUGUCCUAAUUUAUCUGUCAAAUUUGCUGCAAAGCUGCAGUGAUUGGUUGAAUUUGCACACAUGCAAAAUACCGAUUGACUGCAUUUGCAUAAAUGGUGGCUGCCUUGAGGGCCUUGUCAUGGUAGCAACAUCCUAAAAUAGACCCCGGUGUACGAGGCACGACGCCUGCACAAGCAGCCGCUCCAGGCUGAUUCUCAUUGUCAAACAGGUCAGCUAAGGGUGUAACUGCAUCAUUAGUGUUCAUAGGAUUACAUAGUUUCACAGUAUAAUUCUGUCCUUUUGAAUAUUUUUGAGACUCAGCAGCAGUGUUCUCUGUAUAGGAGUGGUGUUCAUAAUGUGCUGCAUUCCCUGGCAUAUUUGUAAAGGGAGCUCUUGUACAGAAUUUUUUUUUAAAUUGCAAAAUAAAGAAAGAUGCAUUCGUUCCAGUC
This is a messenger RNA of Cololabis saira (Pacific saury), 5310 nucleotides long. It is a transcript of the gene lonrf2, whose product is annotated as LON peptidase N-terminal domain and ring finger 2. The record is from RefSeq and is a predicted model, not a curated record. NCBI's taxonomy places the organism in Eukaryota, Metazoa, Chordata, Actinopteri, Beloniformes, Belonidae. The transcript is spliced from 12 exons. The coding region runs from base 1194 to 3503 and encodes 769 amino acids. Gene Ontology annotation, molecular function: protein binding.